Silurus meridionalis is the source of this 1249-nucleotide messenger RNA. RefSeq names its product translocase of inner mitochondrial membrane 17 homolog B (yeast) (gene timm17b). NCBI's taxonomy places the organism in Eukaryota, Metazoa, Chordata, Actinopteri, Siluriformes, Siluridae. Gene Ontology annotation, biological process: protein import into mitochondrial matrix. The record is from RefSeq and is a predicted model, not a curated record. The transcript is spliced from 6 exons. Bases 119 to 637 code for a protein of 172 amino acids. Gene Ontology annotation, cellular component: mitochondrial inner membrane; TIM23 mitochondrial import inner membrane translocase complex. Gene Ontology annotation, molecular function: transmembrane protein transporter activity.
UUAUAUUAUUGUAUUACCAUAGUGUUAAAAAAAACUCACAAAAAAGAUACGGAGAUAUACACAAGCAGUCGACCGGCGCUUAAAUAUGGCGUCACAGCGACACUUACCGUAGUUUAUCAUGGAGGAAUAUGCUCGUGAACCUUGUCCAUGGAGAAUAGUAGACGACUGUGGGGGUGCAUUCACUAUGGGAGCCAUCGGUGGAGGAAUUUUUCAGGCCGUCAAAGGCUUUCGAAAUGCCCCGAUGGGUGCACGACAUCGUCUGAAAGGCAGUGCCAAUGCCGUGCGCAUCAGAGCUCCACAGAUUGGAGGUAGUUUUGCAGUGUGGGGAGGUCUCUUUUCCACUAUAGACUGCGGCCUGGUGCGGCUCAGGGGGAAAGAGGACCCGUGGAACUCCAUCACGAGCGGAGCUAUGACAGGAGCCAUACUGGCUGCACGGAGUGGACCUUUGGCUAUGGUGGGUUCAGCCAUGAUGGGUGGGGUGCUGCUGGCCCUAAUUGAGGGUGUUGGUAUUUUACUUACCAGAUACACGGCACAACAAUUCCAGAAUCCUAGUCCAUUUAUGGAGGAUCCUAGUCAACUUCCUCCGAAAGACGGCGGCCAGGGGCAGGAGAGUCACGGAUAUGGACAAUAUCAGUAGAACAGAGUUUCUACAAUUGUGACUGUGACACUAAAGACUGGAAAGUGGAAAAGGUUUUUUUCUAUUUUAGCUUUGGCAGAUUUUUUUUUUCUGCCUAAAGCUGGUACACAGUAAUUACUCAGGGUCAUCUUGUCAUAUAUACGUAUUCUGUACUGAAGAACAAUACAGGGAAGUUCCAUAUGAUGAUGAUUUUUAUUAUUAUUGCUGCCAAGCACUAAAGGUGUGUGGGCAGCCUACUGUUAUGUUACCUUUCUUUUUUCCUUCUUUGCUACUUCUGACUAGUAUGUCAGUGGCUGCUCGUUCUAUCAGACAGUUCUAUACAGAGUAUAUAUGUGUUGUCAAUUUUAGAGUAUUGCACUUAAAACAGUUGAGUAAUACUCAAUUAGACACUAUAAAUUAUUUGUACUAAAACAAACUGCAAAUAGUUUUGUGUAUCCUUCAGAUUCCUUCACCUCUCCCUGUUUCCUGUAUUUCCCUUGCCUGCUUGCAUCUUGAUUUUAAGAACGUCUUUCAAGAAAGUAAUUUGUGUUCGUUUAUACCUGAAGGCAAAAACUCACAUUGUUAGAAAUGUACAAGUACUUGAAAUGAAUGAAGAUCCAAAAAGAUGUUGAA